GCUUCCAUUCCCCACAGCAAACAGCAAGCUAGGGCUUAAGCCAGCUAGCAAUGGCUUCUUCCACCAUGAAAGCAACACUACUCUUCUCUGCAGCUCUCACCUUAUUCUUCUCCUUACCAAUAGCAGUACUCUCCCAAACCCCUCCUCCUGUGUCUUUCCAUCAUCCACUAGACCCUUUAACCGAACAAGAGAUAAACCUUGUCCGAACCAUAGUCCUAGCCAAGUACCCAGCCACUUCAAGAAACACUCUAAGGUUCCACUAUAUCGGCCUAGACGACCCAGAAAAAGAAUCAAUCCUUAAAUGGGAGCACGACAAAACCAUCGCGAUCCCUCGCAUAGCCUCAGUCAUCACCAUCAUCAACACCAAGAUCCACGACAUGUUAAUCGAUCUCAAGCUAAAGCGCUUUCUCUCGGACAAGAUCCACACCGGGAAUGGUUUCCCCACCAUCUCUGUUGAGGAACAAAACGAGGCCAGCGCGUUGGCGCUGUCAUAUCCUCAGUUCAUUGCUUCAAUGAACAAGAGAGGACUGAACCUCUCCGCGGUGGUGUGCGCCUCUUACAGCACCGGGUGGUUCGGAGAAGUUAAGGACACGAGGGUUGUGAGGAUCGAUUGUUUCAUGAAUGAAGAGUCUUCUGCUAAUAUCUGGAUGAGGCCUAUUACUGGACUCAUAAUAGCGGUUGAUCUUGACACCAUGAAGAUUAUUCAGUACAGUGAUAGAGAAGUUGUGCCGGUACCCACGGCGGAGAACACUGAGUUUCGAGCUUCACAUCAGAAGCCACCAUUCGGUCCAAAGCAGCAUGGUCUUGCCUCUCAUCAACCACAAGGUGCAGGCUUCCAGAUCAACGGCCACAGUGUUAGCUGGGCCAACUGGAAGUUUCAUCUAGGAUUUGAUGUACGAGCUGGUCUUAUAGUAUCACUGGCUUCAAUUUACGAUCUAGAGAAGCACAAGUCUCGUAGAGUGUUAUACAAAGGGUACACUUCUGAGCUUUUUGUGCCAUACCAAGACCCAGGAGAAGAUUUUUACUUCAAGACUUUCUUCGAUGCUGGAGAGUUUGGGUUUGGUCUCAUGACUGUUCCUCUGGUCCCAAACCGUGAUUGCCCUUCAAAUGCUCAGUUCAUAGAUGCAUACAUCAACACAGAUGAUGGUAAACCACUCCUUGUGAAGAGGGCAGUUUGUGUCUUUGAACAAUACGACAACAUCAUGUGGCGCCACUCUGAGUCAACCGUUCCUAAUGAAUUCAUUGAAGAAUCUAGGACAGAAGUGAACUUAGUGGUAAGGACCAUAGUCACAGUGAGUAACUACGACAACAUAGUAGAUUGGGUGUUCAAAACAACCGGCUCCAUCAAGACCGUGAUUUCGCUGACGGCUAUGUUAGAAGUUAGAGCAACGGAUAUUAAGCACAAGGAUGAGAUCAAGAGUGAACAAUAUGGUAGCUUGGUGUCAGCAAACACAAUAGGCACUUACCAUGACCACUUCUUCAUUUUCUAUCUUGACUUGGACAUUGAUGGUGUGGACAACUCGUUUGAGAAGGUUCAUUUGAAGACUAAAAGAAUCACUGAUGGAAGUUCAAAGAGGAAGAGUUACUGGACAACUGAGACAGAAAUUGCAAAGACUGAAUCAGAUGCGAAGAUCAUCACACUUGGGCUGUCACCAGCUGAGCUUGUUGUGGUGAAUCCUAACAAGAAAACCGCCAUCGGAAAUGAAAUUGGAUACCGUUUGAUUCCUUCUAUCCCAGCUCAUCCCCUAAACACACUUGAUGAUUACCCGCAAAUUCGUGGUGCAUUUAGCAACUUCAACGUGUGGGUCACGCCGUAUAACAGGUCUGAGAAGUGGGCUGCUGGGCUCUAUGUUGAUCACAGCCGUGGAGAUGAUACCUUAGCUACUUGGACUCAAAAGAAUAGAGACAUUGUGAACAAGGACAUUGUGCUGUGGCAUGUUGUGGGAAUUAAUCAUGUUCCAACCCAGGAAGAUUUCCCAGUAAUGCCGAUGUUGAGCAUUGGAUUUGAGUUGAGACCAACCAAUUUCUUUGAGAGGAACAAUGCUCUCAAAACCCUUUCACCACCUGAUGUUAAGUGGCCUGGUUGCCCUGCCUAAAAUCAUUAGAACUGGCCUAGCUAGCUAACUAGCUGCUGAUUUGCAUAAUAAUAAGUAUGUGUAUGUGUUACUAGUGUAACCACUUUGUUUCUUGCUGAAGUAUGUAAACGUGCAUGUUGUCUGUUCAAUAUUUGCAUGUGUACAAGAAUAAGAUGAUGAAAUAAUAUGUACCAUUAGCAGCUACAUAUUAUAUGUUUAUAAAAAUGCAAGUUCACUUGUCAA
Messenger RNA from Lotus japonicus, 2318 nucleotides. RefSeq names its product primary amine oxidase-like. The transcript has 5 exons. Gene Ontology annotation, molecular function: primary methylamine oxidase activity; copper ion binding; quinone binding. Lineage: Eukaryota; Viridiplantae; Streptophyta; Magnoliopsida; Fabales; Fabaceae. The coding region runs from base 51 to 2096 and encodes 681 amino acids. Gene Ontology annotation, biological process: amine metabolic process. The record is from RefSeq and is a predicted model, not a curated record.